Bipolaris victoriae FI3 is the source of this 1344-nucleotide messenger RNA. RefSeq lists its product as hypothetical. Gene Ontology annotation, molecular function: peroxidase activity. The transcript has 2 exons. Lineage: Eukaryota; Fungi; Ascomycota; Dothideomycetes; Pleosporales; Pleosporaceae. The record is from RefSeq and is a predicted model, not a curated record. Bases 1 to 1344 code for a protein of 447 amino acids.
AUGAGGUUCACUCAAACUGCAGCACUGGCUCUGCCAGCCAUAGCUGCCGCCUACCCCGGCAUGAUGGGUGCCACAUCCCGAGCAGAGAUGGAGCAACAUAUCCGAGCGCAAAUGGAGAGCGAAGAUCUUGCUAAACGAGCUGCCGAACCCCAACUUCUGAAACCCGUCGGUAAUCUCCUUGGCUCGCUUGGUGACCUUGUUGACGGUCUCUUGACUUCAGUCGGCCAGGCUGUCGUCAAAAAGAGCAACAAGCGUCCUGAACUCGGCUUCGAAUUUAAGGCACCUGGACCAAAUGACUCUCGUGGCCCUUGCCCGGGUCUCAAUCUUCUUGCCAAUCACGGAUACUUGCCGCGCGAUGGAUACGUCAAUUUCGGACAGGUGCUGGAAGCUACGGCGCGCGGCUUCAACAUGGGUGUGGAUCUUGCUACAGUCCUUGCCACAUUUACUGUCUUGGGCAGUGGAGACCUCGAUGGACUGUCAUUCUAUCUCGGCUCAGGGAAAAACGGCAUUGGUGGCUUGAACCGCCAUUCGGUUGUUGAAGCCGAUGUGUCGCCCAACCACUACUAUAACGGCUGUGGCGACAACCACCACGUCUCCUCUCGCCUCAUCAAGCAAAUGGUUGGCUUCGCCGCCAAAGAUUCUAAGAAAGAGUUUAGCAUGAACGUCAUGGCAGAGCACUAUGCGCAGUCUGCCAGCUUCAGCAAGAACAACAACCCCUUUCUUUACUACUUUCCCUUCCCCCAAAUCGUAUCCCUCGGCGCCUUUGCCUUCUACCCUCAGUUCUUCUCGAACGGCACAUACGGUGCAGGCGGCGUCCCAAACUAUAAGAGCAUCAUGAGCAUUAUUGGUGCCGAGUACGAUGCACGCACAAAGGAAUUCAAAUACGUUCCCGAGCGCUGGCCGGAAAACUGGUAUCGUCGCGAUACUCCGUACGGUGCGGUCCAGACCAUUGCUGAUGGCUUUCUGGUUAUCUACCCGCGCAACAUCAUUGUGCCUGGAGCAGCGCAGGUCGGCACGCCCAACCUUAGUAUUCAAACACUCCUCUGCGAUGUGUACCAGGGUCUCAACUCCAUUACUCCACUUGCGCUUGGCGGCACAGAGGAGAACGUCGCAAAAGGUGUUUCUUGGGCUCUUUCGGUCUUGGAUCCUCUGCUUAGCAAGACGGCACUUGGAUGUCCUGACAGUGUUGUCUCGCCCAACUUUUUGUUUCCGGGUUCACAGAAGGAAGGGGGUCCCGCGAACCCGCCAAGGGUGCCGUCGGAUCGUUGGACAGGGAACAAUGUUUAUGGAAAAGUAUAUUUCGGCGGCAACAAGGCGCCCGUAGAGCCCACGUGUAGCCAUUAG